Spirodela intermedia is the source of this 684-nucleotide messenger RNA. The record is from the annotation of a GenBank genome assembly. NCBI's taxonomy places the organism in Eukaryota, Viridiplantae, Streptophyta, Magnoliopsida, Alismatales, Araceae.
AUGCUUUCCGCGGGGGGCUCUUUCGGGGAGUUGGCUGUGCAGUGCCUCAUCCUUAUCUUGGCCAUGGCAAUGGGCCUCGCGCUGUACCGCCUACCGCUCGCCGGACUCGCCGGCAUCCGCCGGCGGCGCCGCGCCGCGGCCGAAGCUCGCCAGUACUUCAUCCAUGGCGCCCAGCUCCUUGCUCGCGCCCGCUCCGCCCCGCCGGGGUCCUCCGCCGCCCUCUCCCACGCCCGCUCCGCCCUCGAGGAGGCCGACCGCGCCGUCGCCGCCGACCCCCGCGACGCCGCCGCCCACAUCCUCCGAUCCGCCGCGCUGGAGCUCCAGGGCCGCCGCGCGCCCGCCAUUCGCGCGCUCGACGCGGCGCUGUCCCCGCCGGCGGCGCGCUCGCUUGCCUCGUCGGAGCGCGCCGACGCGCUGACCCAGCGGGCUGGUCUGCGGCUUGCCGUCGCAGAGGGGACGGGGAGGCGGAGGGAGAGGACCCUCGACGCGGCGGUGGAGGACCUCACGGAGGCGGUGAGGGAGAGCCCAAAGAACGUGAGGGCCCUGUCCCUUCUGGGGCAGUGCUACCAGGAGAAGGGCAUGACGCAGGAAGCCAGACGUGCUUACGAGUCCGCACUCGCCGAGGACGACUCUCUCGUCAAUAUUCGGGAGGCGCUCCGCCGGCUGCCGAUCGAGCCCUGGUGA